Messenger RNA from Lymnaea stagnalis (great pond snail), 18906 nucleotides. The record is from the annotation of a GenBank genome assembly. NCBI's taxonomy places the organism in Eukaryota, Metazoa, Mollusca, Gastropoda, Lymnaeidae.
CUUUCGGUGCCGCUAAGCGUGAUACAUCAUGGCGAACACAACGACUGCAUUAACUGUGGGUGGCAACAGAACAACUGGACAGUCUGUCCGGACUCAAAAUGGUACAUUAAAUAUUCUAUAAUUUUAUAUGUUAUAAAGUUUGGGUAUAUUUACUACAUAGCAACUAAACUAGCUUUUAACAAGUUUUUUGUGAAAUGGACCUUUUUUGACAGAGACGAGAGUUCUGGACUAGUCCUAGGAAUUUUAGGAACGUUCCAGAAUUCAAUAGACUGAAUUAAUCUUAACGCAAUCAGCGGUGUUUUAAGUACGCGAUUAUAUGCAUUAAUAUCCCAUUAGAGAGAAGGCAGUUUAUUAUACAGAUGCUUCAAAAAAAGGAGUGCAAAACACAGGGAUUAAAUUGGGGAGAGUAAAUGACAAAAGGAGAGAGUGUGGUUAGAUACUUUGGUCAAAAAUUUAAACAUUCUGUAAAAAUAAACCAAUGGCAUAGUUGAAUAGAGCUAAAUUUUUACAGAAUUAUAACACCGAAAUUAUAUUUUUAGCUGUUGUAGUUUUAAAGUUAUGAAUUUUUAAAGUACGACUUGGUUUGUCAUGAAUUUUUAAAGUACGACUUGGUUUGUCCUUUUCUAACAUGGACUGCAUCUCCACUUUCUGUGACCUCAUUCCGCCGAUCGCGACAUGCGCGAUGACUAUAUAGUUUAUAUAAGGCUAAGGCAUUCCCUUAUCACUAAAAUACUGUUUAGGGUCAACUUAUUUUAAACUUUCAACUUUGGCACAUGAAUAAUUAAUUAAAGCUUUCCCUGACCAAUGGCCAAUGGUUUAAUAGUUUUUGCACACGGCAAACUCUUAUGAAUGAAACUCUGAGAUAGUACUACGAUAUAGCCCUUAUGCAAGUGGCUGUGAAUGGUUGCCAAUGACAACGUGUUGCACACGGAAAUUUCUGAUCAUUUAUAAUAUGGACUCUACAGUGUUUUUAAAGCUCAAAUUAAAACAUUCCAGUUUAAAUGUCUUCAAAAUGCAUUCUGAAACACAAGUUAUCAAAUAUUUUGAUGUAUAUAGUGGUAAUAAUUAAAUAUUUCUUAAGUAUCGGCAACUUCCGCCAUUAAAAAGGGGGCGUGGCCCACACAAUGUCGAAAUAAGGCUGAGCCCCUUUAUGGUGAUAUGGGUCACUGGGAGAAGCGUAGCGAACGUGGGACACGACCUACAUCAAUGAGAAUUGGCACAGAUAUAUAUCAAUAUCUAAUGCCUUACACGAUUUAAUAUGAAAGACAUGUUCCUUUUAUUUCACAAAAAAUUUUGUAUUCGAAGAUGCCUUAUAUAUACCAAAGAUUUUCAAAAUGAAGAUCGAUUGAAAAAAGCAAAAUAGCUGGAUGGAAAUGUAGGCCAAGAUGUCUUCCAAAUUAUAAGGCCGGAAACAGAACUCAAAUAUAUGUCGAAAGAACUAAUUUAAUAAUAAAUAGACACACACAUCGGAAAAUUAAAAACUCGGAUUUUUCGGCGCCGACGCCCAUUUCCGAUACAAAAAAAGUAGUAGUCUCCCUUGUUUUAUCGAAGUAUCUAGUGUGGUUUUAACUAUGACUACUCAGUGACUACUCAGGACUACUGUACUACAGUAGGCAUAUCGAUAAACGCUUGCGCAUUCAGUUUGCGCAUAUGGAAAAAAGACGCAAAAACUGAAGUGGCCAUCUUACAAUCGCAUCUACGGUGACCUCGGAUUUAUGCGUUUCACGUCACAGUUUCCUAUUUUUACAUUUAUUUUGUCAUCAAUUACGAUAAAUAUUUUUCUUCCGGUGAGGCACAUAUCUUUAGACCAACAUGCUUUAUCUCUGUUCUUUUUUUGUGUCACUUUGACCGUACGGUAAGCUAUAAAAAUGUAUAAAUACUCCGUUUUAGCAAUAAAAUGACAUUAAAACCUUUAAAAACGAGUUAAGCAUUCAAAUGGCAUGGGGAAUAACUUUGAAAUAGUCCAUAUUCUAUUUUCUAGGUUAAUAUAAACCUUUCUUAUUUUCAUUACGCUCUCAUCACGGGAGGGAAAAAAUAAAUUUCUCCAUAUUUUAUAUCUUCACCGGAAACUAAAUUCGCUCUAGGUAUCAGUGAAAAGAGAGUUUUAAUAUUCCAUAAUCUUUUAAUAUUUGAAUAAAUCUAAGUAAAUUGUAAUUUUAGAAUACAGAAAUCGAAAAUAUACAUAAAAUCUAAUAUAAGUUUUCUCCCACCUACUAUUUAUAGACCUACUACUAGAAUUUAACUAUAAUUUAUAAGUCUAUUCUUCUAAGCUUAGCCACUAUCUCACUAAGCCUAAGUUUUAAGUACCGGUACUAUUUACUAAUAUUAAUAUCUAAUAUAAUUAUAACUAUUAAUAUUAAGCCCCAAAGUUUUAUAAGCUAAUACUAAUACAAAUUUUCUAAUACUACAUAAGGCCUAAUUUACAUAUUCAAAUUGUUAUCAUAUUGAUAAUUUCAAAAAUUGGUAAAGAGAAAUUAAAAUAGUUCUAAUUUAAAAAGAAUAAUUAAAUAUUAAUAAUAUAUAGGGGUGUGACGGAAUCCGGUUCCGCCAGAUUUUGCACUAUCCGGUGAAAUCCGGUUCCGCUGGAUUUACAUGUAUCCGGAACAACCGGAAUCCGGAAUAUACCGGAUUUCGGAAUUUGCCAGAUUUUGUGACUCACCGGAUCAUAAUCUGAAAUAAAAGUAAUUCUCUUUCCCGAAUUCCACACAAUCACGAUACAUUAAUCGAUUGUUUCGAGCGUUGAGCUUGUUUAAUGUUUAAUAUUCCGAACAUACCAGAGGCUAGAGUCAGCACCGCUAAUAGUGGCCAAUACUUUGAUAAGAAAAUUUAAACUUUUUGUAAAAAUAAACCAAUGGCAUAGUUGAAAAGAGGUAAUUUUUUAAAGAAUUAUAACACCAAAAUCAUAUUUUUAGCUGUUGUAGUUUUAAAGUUAUGAAUUUUUAAAGUACGACUUGGUUUGUCAUUUUUUAACAUGGACUGCAUCUCCACAUUCUGUGACCUCAUUCCACUGAUCGCGUCAUGCGCAAUGACUAUAUAGUUUAUAUAAGGCAAUGCAUUCCCUGCCUUAUCACUAAAAUACUGUUUAGACUUAGUUUAAACUUUCAACUUUGGCACAUGAAUAAUUAAUUAAAGCUUUCCCUGACCAAUGGUUUAAUAGUUUUUGCACACGGCAAACUCUUAUGAAUGAAACUCUGAGGUAGUACUACGAUACAGUUAUGCAAGUGGCUGUGAAUGGUUGCCAAUGACAACGUGUUGCACACGGUAAAUUCUGAUCAUUUAUAAUAUGGAUUCUACCGGGUUGUUAAAGCUCAAAUUAAAACAUUCCAGUUUAAAUGUCUUCAAAAUGCAUUCUGAAACACAAGUUAUCAAUUAUUUUGAUGUAAAUAGUGGUAAUAAAUUAAUAUUUCCUAAGUAUCGGCAACUUCCGCCAUUAAAAAGGGGGCGUGGCCCACCCCAUGGCGAAAUUAGGUUGAGCGAGCUGCAUGACCUGCUGCGAACGCGUAGAAACAUAGCGUCUCUCGUAAGACACUUAUCGCUGUGAAAAUUGGCAUACGUGUAGAUCAAUAGAUUCCCCAGAUGCAAAAAAAAUUUGGUAGUGACAAAUUUUUUCCUUCGACUUAAUUUUAAUGAUGAAAGUUGCCUUAUAUUUACCAAGGAUUUUCUCAAAGCUGACUGAUGAUAAAUGAAAAAAGUAAUUGAUUAAAAUGUAGGCCAAGAUGUCUACCUAAUUAUAAGGCCGAAAACGGAACUCAAAUAUAUAUCGAAAGUACUAAUUUAAUAAUAAAUAGACACACACAUCGGAAAAUUAAAAACUCUGAUUUUUUGGCGCCGAUUGCGAAUUCCCAUACACAAAAAGCAGUAUUCUACCUUGACUUACCGAAGUAUUACCAAUAGUACCGGAAUCCGGAUCCGGCGGAUUUCGCAUAAGAAAAUCCGGAUCCGGUUGGAAAAAAACGGAUCCGGCACACCCCUAAUAAUAUAUAAAAGUUUUAUUAAUAUACAUCAUUAACAAUACUCAAACAACAUCAUCGUAGCAAUUAUAUUUUUAUUAGGACAUAGAAAAGCAGUACACGGACAAUUAUUUAAUAUAUCAAAUAACAUUUUUGAACUUAGUCUCAUCAUCAUGGCAUGGACAUGCCAUGGAUGAUUUUAUUUUAGUAGUUUUUAUUUAUAAUUACAUGCGUUCAAUAUUAUAUAUAAAAAAGACUUACUUACCUUUUAAUAAAUAGAAUAAUUGAUUUAAGAUUUAACACAAGCAUAAUAAAAUUAGUUAAAAUUCAAUAAACAUGUUUUUUUUUCUCGUUUUUUCCUGUAAAAAUAAUGAUUUUCCCAAUUUUUCUGUUCACUUUUUUUCUGAACAUACCCUUAAAUAAAUAUAUUAAAAAAUAAAAGUCUUGAUGUUAUAUAAAAGUUUUGUUGUUUAUUGUGUUGUAUAUUGCAUUGAGAAUGUGUCCUGAAAAUUUGGUAGCAUUAUCUUUUAAAAUCAAAAAGUUUUGGGCAAAAUAAGGCAGAAAUUUGUAAAGUGGGUCAAACGUUUUUUCAGUUAAAUACUAAGAUAAAGAAAGGGGUUUUAAAAAAUCACCAAAAAAAUCAUAACUCCACUUCUAUAAAAGAUAGAAAGAUGAAAUUGGUGUUGUUGUAAAGCUUAUAGCUAGCCCUUUAAAAUGAUUUAUCAUUCAUGGCUAUCGGACAAUAUUUAAAUUUUGUGUCAAAGUACCUAAUUACAGUGUCUACAGUGCAGUUGUAUGGCUGGUUUUGAGUUAGCGGUAAGGCCGACGAUGUGUUCCACGGAGAUUUCCCCAGGUCCAUUUCCGUCUACAGCACUGUCUACAGUGCCAUACGAACUAAGAUGUUUGUAUUUACAUAAUGCAAGUGAUUAAGUGAUUGUUUUCUUAUUUUAAAUAGAUACUUUGACACAAAUUUUAAAUAUUGUCCAAUAGCCACCAAUGAAUAACCAUUUUAAAGGGCUAGCUAAAAGCUUUGCAAAAACACCAAUUUCAUCUUUCUAUCUGUUAUGUAAAAAAAGUUAUGAUUUUUUUGUGUUAAUUUUUUAACCCCCCUUGUUAGUUUAUCUUUGUAUUUAACAAAAAAAACUUGUCACCAACUUUCCACAUUUCUGCUUUAUUUUGUACACAACUUUUUUAUUUUAAAAGAUAAUGCUACCAAAUUUUCAGGAGACAUUCUCAAUGCAAUAUACAACACAAUAAACAACAAAACUUUAUAUAAGAUCAAGACUUUUUUUUUUUAAUAUAUUUAUUUGAGGGUAUGUUCAGAAAAAAGUGAACAGAAAAUUUGGGAAAAUCAAUAUUUAUAAAGGAAAAAAUGAAAAAAAUAACAUGUUUAUUGAAUUUUAUCUAAUUUUAUUAUGCUUGUGUUAAAUUUUAAAAUCAAUUAGUAUAUUUAUAAAAAGGUAAGUAGUCUUUUUUAUAUAUAAAAUUGAACGCAUGUAAUAAUAAAUAAAAAAUACUAAUAUCACCCAUAAAACUAAUUAAAAGCAUACCCAUACAGGAGUAUGUCAUUAAUUAUUAAAAGGUAAUGGGGAUCUUCUGCCUGCCAUUUUCCGGAUAGAAUGCCCUAGAGGGACUUCUUUGUCUUGUUGAUGAAACCCACAAAUCUCUCCUUCAUAAACUUUGUCGCCGCCCUCUGCAUCCAAACGUUCCGCCUUAUUGGAAAUGGAAGGAAUUCCAAGUUUGCAACAGAAAGUUAAAAUUUUCUCUUGCACCCAAAAGAAGCUUAACAUUAAAUACUAAUCAUAUUUCUGAAUCUAUAAUACAAUUUUUAGUUUCUUUUUAAUAUUAUUCAAGUGAUGUUUUUAUUAAAUUUAUUUCUUUUUUUUGUUUUGUUUAUUUAAUUAGAAAUAUAUUAUUGUUGAUAUAAAUGUUAACAUUUUCUUAUGCCUCUGUCCUAGUUUAAUAUAAUUACUAUGAUGAUGUUGAGUCUUAUUUAUUUAUUUUGAUAAACUUGUUUUAGACUAAUUCAUAGAUUAUCUAAUUUUAAUUUUAAACAAGUCACAGGGACGCAAUUUUCAUAAAAAUAUAUGUAAGAAAAAAAAUUAAUUUUAGACUUAGAAGUGUAUCAGUAUCAGAAUGCAUAACCAUAUUUUAUUGGAAUUACAUUUGAUAAUAGUAUAUUUUUAAUAGUAGUAACAACUGCCUUUAUUGUGUUAUUAUCAUUAAUUAUAAUUUAUAAAUACCACUAAUAACUAGCAUUUACUAGUAGUAUUACUAUUACUACAUAUCUAGUAGUAUUACUACUAAUGCACAUAAUAAUUAUAUAAAUCAAGGGACAAAUCAAGUCCCGAAAUUCACCGGACUACACAAACUACAAUUAAUUUAUUUAAAAUUAUUUAAUUUAUUAAAUUGUACUUCUUUCUAAUAAUAUUGUAAAACAGUAAUUAGUCUACCAUGGAUUAUCAAAGAUGAACUAUUUUGAAUCAAUGAAAAUAUCUUUAAGUUAAAUUGGUAAUAACAACCAUUUUCGAAAGCCCACUUUUUUGGGGGGGGGGGGGGGGGGCUCGGGUGACUACUAACAAUUUUAUUUUCUUACACCUUCCAGUUGGAUUGGCAUAACUUUUGUGCGUUUAGGCUAAUUUUAAUGAAGUAAAGUUAUUUAACUGUGUGAAUGAAUGAAGCAGUAUUGAGUUAAGCCACUAUGCGUUUGAAUUUUACAUUAAAAAGUAAUAAGCAAUUAACAUACAUACCGAUGAAAAAAUUAAAUGCGAUACCGGAAUACCAAAUAUGGUAUUCCCGUGUUCGGAAAAAUAUGUGCUCUACGUCACCAAUAAUUUAAAUACUAUUAUUAGCAAACUGUGACGUACAACGCAAAAAAAGACACCCUCGCUAUGCCGUAUAUUAUAUUGCAGCACAAGUUUUUGCGUUAUUUUCGGACCUGCGCAAACUGUGCGCGGGCGGCAUCGAGGUGCCUAUUUUAAAUUUUUUGUUAACUUUGGGAGGGGUCUCUCCCCUCCCCAUUUCCUUGAAGAUCAUUCCAAAUGCAAUUUAAGCAGUAGUCUUUUGUUACCUAAGUUUCAACAUACGGGUAUUUUCAACUAAUCAAAAUACAUCAAUUUUGGCAGGCGUCUUUUUUUUCAAUGCUAUUGGGUAUCAGAAAGGAUGUGUUCCUUUUUUCCUUUCUUUUGAAACGUGUUCAUUGAAUUUUAAUACAAAUUAAUUAUUAAUGGAAAAUUUCAUUCAAAGUGACGUCACUUUAGGGAAUCCCAACACUGCACUUAGGCUGAUAGACCUAUUCAUUGUACAACCUGAACGAUGCAUGUGAUAAUAUUCCUGUUCUUUGUUGAGCAUUAUUCACGUCAUAAACGAUAUGGUUAAUAUAAAGUAUAUUAAAAUGAAAUUUUACUUAUAGGUAAUUUAAACAAUAAUAUUUUUAUUUGAGGUUUAAAAACCUGGUGGAACAGAGUCCAUAUUAUAAUAUAUAUAAUCAACAUAAUUUGCCUGCAUAUAUAAUAUAGGCAUAGGUAUACCGUACAGAAUCUGUUUGAGUUUUAGACCGGUUCAUACUUAGAUACUAAUUUUGAGUUCUUUCUCUGAUUUUUGUAACAGUCUACCACUACCAUGGUUAAUUGUUAUCAAAUUUUGUGCAAAUAUUGGUUUUGAUAUUUAAAAAAAAAACUUUUUUCUUUUUAGUUCUUGCUGCUAUGUCUAUUGCCAACAUAGUAAAGAGUAGUUUGGGACCUGUAGGACUUGAUAAAAUGUUGGUGGAUGACAUAGGGGUGAGUUUUCACAUUUUUAUACUAUAUCGUUUUGAUAAAACUUAAAAACAGGAAUAUACAACUACAAAAAAAAACGUUCUGACGAAUUAUCAAAUUUUGCAUAUUUGUUUGGCACUACUAUCCCAUCUCUAAACCAUCAUACCUUUUUUUUUUUCAUCAGAAAAUGGUAAGUUUGGUAUGGAAUUAAAGGGGAAUGUAUGCCCUUUAUAAGCAAACCAGACUUGGGUUUAAAUUUUAAUAUAUAAAUGUGAUUAUGAUUUAAGGGGAAAUAAAAACAAACAAAAAACAACAACUUACCAACUGUUCACAAAACGCUAAUUCCAAGUCUCACAAGAAGAGAAAUAUAUAAUCCAAAGUGUAACAAAAAAAAUUGUUUUUCUGAACUAUAUCCAUAUGUGCAUUACAAAUAAUAAAGAUCACAGUCACACAGCACUUUAUCCAUUAUCACCGUCACACAGCACAUUAUUCAUUGUCACAGUCACACAAAAAAUUAAACACCAGGGCACAUUAUCCAUUGUCACCAUCACACAGUACAUUAUCCAUUGUCACCGUCACAUAGUACAUUAUCCAUUGUCACCGCCACACACAAAAUUUGUGAUAAUAAUAACUAUUUCCACUGGAAACAAUUUGUUGUUGUUAUAAAAUAUUAGCACUGUAUUCUUGUAUUUACUAACAUUUAUUAUGGUAAAUGGAAAAUUUAACAUAAAUUUGUCAUAUCUUUUCAACUUGGUUUAGCUAUGGUAAGCCUAAAAAACAAUCCAUAUGGAUGUGCACUUUAGCUGGGGGAGGGGCUGGUUGUGCACUUUAGCUGGGGAGUUGAUCAGCUGAUGAAUUACAAAUUUCAUUAUUUCGUCACUAGUACUACUAAUACAAGUACUAGGAUUUUAAUUAUACGAUUCAACAGAAUCAGCCUCUGCAUUUGAAAUCAUAAAAUCACUGAAUCAACAUCAGAGUAAUAUUUUCAACCUUUAUUACAUCAAUCACCAAUUUAUUUUCAUACGUUAAAUUGUUAAAAAUGUUGUCUUUUAUGUGUGCGCUAAAAUUAAUAAUUACUAUGACAUAGAAAACAUUUCCAUUAAUAAUCAAUACAUUUUUUUUAUUUUGUCAAAACAAUAACCGUUUAAAUAGAACUUCCAACCAGAACCUGUUUUUUUUUUCAUUAACGACCCUGAAGUGGUAGAUUACCAUACCGGUAAUCAAAAUUUAUAGUCGAUCUUUAAAUAAUUUUUUAAACCAAAACACUUGAAAUUUUCUUUACACAUGCUAUCCACAAUCAACAAUAGCCAAAAAGCUAAUAAGAGUAAUGAGCAGUAGUGUAGGGGUUUAAGGAAAUGACCCCAUACAAUUUUAUAAAUACAAAUUUAUUUUAUUUCUAUUAAGGAUGUCACUAUUACCAAUGAUGGUGCCACCAUUCUGAAACUGCUUGAAGUGGAACACCCAGCUGCCAAAGUACUUGUAGAGCUGGCUGACUUGCAAGAUCAGGAGGUUGGAGAUGGGACAACUAGCGUGGUAUGCUGUUGUGUAUGAGUGUUUAACGAUUUUUAUGGAGAUGAAUCUGAGGCUUAUAAACUUGAAAUUUUAAUAUUUUUAAUAACUAAUUCUUAAGGAAACAGUUAAUGACUGUUAUUAAUUAUCCCACUAAAUCUGUAAGUUUAAAAAUAGUAAUUGCAUUUUAUAUUUAUUUCCUUAGGUCAUAAUUGCUGCUGAAUUAUUAAAAAAUGCAGAUGAGCUGGUCAAGUGUAAAAUUCAUCCUACAUCUAUCAUUGGUGGUUAUAGACUGGCUUGCAAGUAGGACAAUUUUCACUAAGCAACCACAUGCAUUAUAUUUUAGAACAUCAAACUAAAUUGUAUUAGUUUUAAAAUGUCUUAUUAUAUUGCUUAUGGAUUUAAACAGAUUGUGCAUUUGUUUAUUACUUUACCAUUUUUCAAUAGAGAGGCUGUUAAGUACAUCCAGGACCAUUUGACUAUCUCUGUGGAUGAUUUGGGUCGUGACUCCAUUGUCAAUGCUGCAAAAACCAGCAUGUCCAGUAAAAUUAUUGGGCCGUAUCCUUUUUACACCUUGAUCAAAGAAGCUGUUUUAUAAGAUUUAUAUCACCAUCACUGUUUUGUUUAAUUUUUUUGAGUGCCAUACUACCAUUGACUCUUGUUAACUUUUUUUUCCUUAUUUAUAAACAAUUAUUUACUUUAACCUCAUGUACAGUGAUGCUGAUUUCUUUGCAAAUAUGGUAGUUGAUGCUGCCAAUGCCAUAAAAACUCCAGAUGGAAAGGGGGGCUAUAGAUAUCCAAUUAAUGCAGUUAAUGUUCUCAAGGCGCAUGGCAAAAGUUCAAGGGAGAGUAUUUUAGUGAAUGGAUAUGCCCUAAACUGUACUGUUGCCUCUCAAGGUUUGUUCAUUAUAAAUAAUUCAUUUCUAAUUUUAAAAUCUGGUCUUAUGAUUUAUAACUUACUUAUUUAAAAUUGACUAUUUUGAUUAAUUAUAGAUUGUGAAAUGUUAAAUUUAUCAAAUUCUUUGGCAUAAGCUCUAGAAACAUUAUUUUUCAGAAUUAUAUGUGAUUGAAUUAUUAAAUGUGUUUCUUAUAGCCAUGCCCAAGAGUAUGCCAAAUGCCAAGAUUGCUUGUUUAGACUUUAGUCUACAGAAGACUAAAAUGAAACUGGGAGUUCAGAUUUUAGUGGAAGACCCAGCGCAACUUGAACUAAUGAGAAAAAGGUAAAGAACCUUUAAUACUGUUUAAGCUGAAAGUUUUGGAUGAAAAGCGACUAAUUGAGUAUCCCCUUACAACUUGCUUGUCAGCUUUAUUUAGCUGAAUUAGUAUAUACUAUGGGGAACAUGAAGUUUUGGACAAUGUUAGUUUUAUAAAUGAGCUGUCUAAAUCUGGUUCUAAUGUCUGACAUUGUCUACAUCUUUAAAAUUAACCUUCAUUAAAUUUGAUUAUAAAUGAGUUUGAAUCUUCUUUAACAAAUGAAGUCUGUAUUAGUCUUCUUUAAAAACAAAAAUUCAAGUUCUGGGAUUAUUAACAUAAGUACCGUAGUCAUUUAAGACUUAACUAUCAAGUUAACUUCCAAAAGCUGCUGUUAUUGCCAAACAUUCCUUAUCAUGUCCAGGUGCCGCUGGGAGCAUCACUGUUAGUUUCAUAGUAAAACUGGCUAUAUAAUUAUAUUCGAACUUUCAUUUUGGUUCAAUAUUUUAAUUUACUGGCAGGUAGUCAAUUAAAAAACACAAGAGACAGUCAGCUAUUUUGAGGGUAGUUAGCAAGUAUUUUACAUUGCAACUUAUGAUUACCAAAAGCAACAUACUGUAAAUAAGUUUGAUAUGUUUUUUAAUUUAUACAAUUUUUGUCUCUCUAAAUUGGGUGCGAAGUGCAUAAAUUAUUAGAAGUGUAAAUAGUAAUUAAAUAUUUUUGGAAUUCCAAACUUGAAGGUAAGUUGGAACAUUUUUAUAAUUUUUGAAUGUUUUUCCCUUGUAAAUAAUAAUUUAACAUUAACAAAAAUUUGAUUUAUAUGUAUCUUAAAGAAAAUUCAUUUAUAUUCAAAAUUGUAAAUUAAAGUACAAAAUAUGUUAAUAAUUAUGAAAACUUCAUCUGAUUUUUACAUAGCCUGCAUAUAGGUCAAUGUAGUUUACAAGAAAAUCAUCACAAUUUACUGUAAUCAUUUUUCAGCUUUUAGUUUAAUUUAUGUAAAAAAAAUAUUUUGAAGUUGAAGAAAAUAGUUCUUUAUAAUAAUAGAAGAAAACAGUAGCGCCUUUCAAAUACAUUUUGUGUUACCACUAUGGUAAUAUAAAUGAUAAAAAUUGUAAAAAGUUGAUCAUAAAGCAGAAGUAUUAAAAUGACCAAGCCUCGCAAAAAAAAAUUUAGAAACGCUGGCAUAGGUGAUACACUUAUCAAAGAACUGCUGCAUACUAUAUUGAACAGCAUUCCCCCAACAAUUGGCAGACCAUUGCAGGUCCAUGUGCCUUAUAUUGCUGGUCCACACAGCGUGAAUAUAUAUAGUCAAAUAAAAACAAAAUAUAAUUAAUAAAUUUGGCACCAGCCCAUGGGACAAUUUCAAAACUUGUGCACAGGUCCACCAAACUUAAAAUUUUUGGGGAAACGCUGAUAUAGAAUACAAGUUAUUUCAAUUCAAAGUAAUAUUACAAUAAUUUACAAUUAUGAACUUUCUACCAGUUUAUAUUAAUAAUUACUGUCAUUAGGUUAAAGAAGAGGGGAAGCUUUCUUAGCUAAUGUUUUAUAUGGAAAUAGAGAACAUUGGUAAAUCAAUGGAAAUUUGUAGCUCUCAGGCUUUCCUGUAAUAGUGAAAUAGAUAUAAUUUUAAAAAAAAAAUUGCCUGGACAAUUUGCAUGUGUUACUCACAUUUCAGCCUUUUUUUUGUGUGGUUCAUUAACAACAAUUUUUGUUGUGUUUUUUCUCUCCCUAAGUUGGAGUUAAGGUAGAUAAAACUUUUUUUGAGGUAACGAAAAAUCUGACCUUUAAAUAAUAGGUUAAAUAUCAGACUUAAAUUUUUUUUUAAUAUUAAAUAAUUUUUUUAAUCUUUCUUCCUCAGGGAAUCUGAUAUCACCAAGGAGAAAAUCCAGAAAAUCUUAAAUGCAGGAGCCAAUGUGAUCUUAGUAACAGGUGGCAUUGAUGAUUUGUGUCUCAAAUAUUUUGUUGAGGCAGGGGCCAUGGCUGUGAGGCGGUGUAAGAAGACAGAUCUGAAGAGGAUAGCUAAGGCCACUGGAGGUCGGUUUAUUUCAUUUAUACAUUUACAUUUUUAUUGCUGCUUUAAGUAUGCAGACAUUUCUUGUUCAAUUGAACUAAUUUUUAAAGAAGAUGUAUUAACAGGUUAGUUGUUCUAUAUUAUAAAUAGCUGCCACGCAUUUUAUUACUUUAAGUUAUUGGCACUUUUAGUCAAUUUUAUUUUUAUGUUAUGGAUAUAUUCCUAAUUUAACUGGUAGGGUUAUAAAUAGGGUUUCUCCUUUUCUUGGUUUUUACUAAUCCCUGAAAAUGGGAACGAAAGUCACCCUCAUCCUGGGAUAAAAAUUAAUUUAAUAAAAUAUAUAUUUUAAAUUGAAUUACACAAAAAAAGAGUAGGUUUUCAUCGUUUUAAUUGUUGUUGUCUUUUAAUAUAUGAACAAUAGUGUUACGGUCAGUUUUGAGGAUGGUCACUUGCUACUAGAUGUUUCAUUUUCAAUUGCUUAUCCCUUGAUAUAGAUAACUAGCUAAUAAAAUGCUUAUUAAGUUUAAAAAACACAAAGGAAUAUAACGGCCUGUAGAAAAAACCUUUAAACUUUAUAUGAGCUUUGCAUUUUUUUAAAGUUACAAAUCCUAGUUUCGAAUCCCCCAUGAAAUAUUUACAAGCAAAUGUUUCUAACAACUUGUAACAAAUGGGCUAUGUCAUCUAAUUUUAGAAUUAACUCAAAGCAAGGCUAAUUCCAUGCAUAUACUGAAACCAGUGGGCGUCAGUGGAUUAUAGAAUUUCACCAUGAGAAGCAAGUUUUUUUACAGCCAGCAAGUUGUUUAAGUUUAAGCUCAAUAAAACAAGUUUAAAAAAAGCCCUAAAACAAUAUUUACAUCCCUACUCAGUGCUUACCACCACCCGAAAAAUGCAUUUCAAAGCUAACCAGUUAAUUCCACCCAGUGGCGUAGGAAGUGGGGAAUGGAGAGGUGUUAAUUUUUUUCUUUAUGUGAAGGGUUGCAUUUUCUCCCAAUUGCUUUAGUUUUUUUCUGUUAAAAGCGGCAGCAAAAUUCUUGGUCCUCCCAGAGAGGCCAUAAAUUAGCUAUGCCAGUGAUUCCACCCCUUGCUGGGGGCAGCCCCAGACAAAGUAAGAAACUGCUAUCUUUAGGUUAUGAGUAAGACAAAAUACCCAUGCACUACUUUGACAUCAAAUUUGAAAACAAAACUCCAUAAUUAAAUAUGUAAAUGUGUUAUCAGAUUUUCUUUCUCACUUCUCAAAGCCACACUUUUGAUGACCCUUGCUAAUCUGGAGGGAGAGGAAUCUUUUGAGCCAUCCUACCUUGGACAAGCAGAUGAGGUCAUCCAGGAGAGAAUUUGUGAUGAUGAGUUGACCAUCAUUAAAGGGUUAGUUCUGAUAGAUAUACUGAUGUAAACAACUGUAACAUGCAUGGGUUUCUUUGUUCCCUUACAACUUCCUAGUAGGCUCUUAUUUGGCUCUGCUAGUAUAUACUAAUGGGAGACAUUAUGCAUGGACUUGUUUAGUAAGCUCCAUCUGGUUUUAAUCAUGUGGUAUAGCUGAAUGUGCUCACAAAUAUGUUUAGAUAUAAUUGUUUGAUUUCAUCUCUGUUAGCAUCCACUUUGUAGUUUAUUUUAAAUUUGAAUAGUUAACUUGUAGGUCAAGAAAAAAAUUAUCACAUGAUUGUUAAAGUUUUUUCUUUUAUUAUACAUAAUGGUACGGUUGAAUAUUUAACCAGAUUGUUCAAAGUCACAUUUUCAGGUAGAUUCUAACAAAAUAUUUGUUUUUAAAAACGAAUAGCAGAAAUGGAGGAAGAAGAGCUUUAUUGUACCGGAAUUUCAUGAAAAGUAUUUUUUUUAGAUUUGGGGGAAAAUAGAAAGUCAGUAUAUGUCAUUUGGGGAUAAAAUAAUUUUUGAUGUAGUCCUGUUUUGAAGGCUUAACCCACGAACUGUGGUCGGCCGAAAAAAUCGGCCGACAUUCUCGUUCUGUACUGUGGCAGCCGAUAAAAAACACGGUCUGAAAGCAAUUUCCAAUCCAAUAUUUAUCAGGAAUUAUAGCCACUUCCUUUUUAUUAAUAGUUAAAUCAUCUUCCGGUUCAAGCUGUUUCGUGGUAACGGGAAAAUAAAUACUUUUUAAUCAGAGUUUUAUAUCGCUAUUUUUUUUUAAAGCUAAAUUGGAUGACGCUAUGGCUGGGCCUCCAGUGCAAGAACUAAUAGAAAUAUGUUUGAAAGCUUUUUAGGAGAGGUUUUAAAAGAUACUGAUGUUGAUUUUAACAUUCCUCAUGACAAUAUCAGUUGAGAUUAUUCUUUUUGUGAAUUUUUUACUACUUAUAGUCAUACUGAAGUAGGCCUAAUGAGGCUACUGUUAGACUUCGAGCCAUGCCCGGCGGUUGGACAAGGACUGACUGAAUUUUAGUCACAGAAUCUACAGAUUAUAGUUCAGAACUAAUAAAUUUUAUAGUUAAACAAACCAAAUCAGUUCCACAGUUCAUUUUUAAAUGUUUACUAGUCAAUAAUAACUAUUUUGCCUUAGAUUUUGUAUUUUGUACUUGGUUUUAGCAGUGGCCCCAGUUUCUUAUAUAAAUGACCUAAAAUUACUAAAAUUGCUUUCAGAUGUUAAUUGCAAUCAAAACCUUGCAAACUAUACAUUUUCUGAAAGAUAAAUGAAUUGGCUACAUCAUUUAGAUUUUUGUUUUAAGUGUAUCUAUAAAAAUCAAUGAUGUUAUGAGCUCUUGAAAGCAAGACAUUUGGUUGAUUUUUUUUUCCUUGAGAAUUCCAAGGUCAAGGACACUGAGCAAAAAAAAAUUUAUGGGGUGGUCAAUAGGGCCAACUUUAUCCCCAUCCAUUUACCUUUCUAAAAAUAUAUAAUUAUUGGGGCAUUGUAUCAAUAUUUCUAUGUCAUUUAAUGCAAUUUCAAAUGUCACUCAAAAUGCUCUGAAAAGCUCCACACCACAGAAUAAUGCAUGUUCGUGGGUUAAGUCUACUAUAUUGUUAAUUUGUGCUCAAGCUUUUACUAAAACAUGACCUUUCAUCCUUGUAUCAUUCAUGUUUUUCAGUCGCUGUGUAUUCUUUGAGAUAAAUAUUUUGUCUUAAUUUUUGUAGUUAAAUUAAAAAAUUUAAUGUAGUAUGUUUUGUGGAAAUGUCAGGAAUAUUGUUCAAAUUAAUAGCUAGAAUUCAUUAUCUUUUAAACCUCCCUUACAACUUGCUGACCAGCUCAUUGUAAUCGCUGCGUUUGUAUAUACUACGGGAGACAGGAUAUCUGGGCAUUAAGACUUUUCAUAAACUUUUGGUUUUAAAUCAUUUGUUUUAUGGUGUAAACUGCUCACAAUGACUUACAACAAAUUUGAAUCACCCAAAGGUUUAAAACUUCAUAUAUUACUUGAAUUAUGUCAAAAAAGAUUUUUUUUUUUCUUAGGGUUCCAUUAUUUAACUUAACAGAAUUCAAUGCUAUUUUGAUACAUAUAUUUUUUAUUAUGUUCUCUAAUGGUUUGUUUAUUUUAGUCCCAAAGCCAGGUCAGCUGCUUCGAUAAUUUUGCGUGGUGCCAAUGAUUAUAUGGUGGAUGAAAUGGAAAGAUCUAUACAUGAUGCACUCUGUGUGGUUAAGCGAGUGCUUGAGUCAAAGAAGGUUGUGGCAGGUGGUGGUGCUGUGGAGGCUGCCUUGUCCAUCUACCUUGAGAACUUUGCUACCUCAUUGGUUGGUAUAGCAAUAAAUAGUUGUGCUAUGUAUUAAUUUCUGAGACAAAUCAAAUUUAUUGAAACUAUUUUUAUUUAGCAGACUGAUUCAGAAAAAGGCCAUUUUUAAGGACCUAUACAGACCUGCCAAGAAAAAAAAAUAUGUAGGGGGGUUGCACGCAGGGGGGAAGUGGGCUGAUGGACAAAUAUCGGUCGCGCAACUCUGUUACAGUGGUCAUGUGACUGGGUCGAAUUAACACUAGCUGGAAGAAUAUUUCGAGAAUUUAUUCACUUAUUCAUCCGGUCACUGGACAUGUAGGCUUAGACAUGUAAAAACAAAUGCAACACUUCCUGUCACACCCGAUUUUUUUUUUUUAUCGGUUUCGGAUUUUUAUGAAGGGUGAAAAAUUAAAAAGUUUGAAAAAUCGGAAUUUUAAUGGGUUUGUCGGAAUGAGGGGUAAAAAAUCCGUAUAAUUCCGACAAAAUCGGAAGGGUUGGCAGGUCUGCCUAUAUUAUCUAACAUAACAGAAGUACAGGAAUUGGUGUAUUGCUCCAAAUUUUAUAAUACCCGGUAUUUAAGCCUAAUUUUGCAGUUAGAACCAUUCAUUCAAAAUUUAAAAUAAAAUAAGUGUGUUUUUUAGUCUUUUUAUUUUUCGACUGAAAAAAGUGUAAAAAUACACAAUUUCAAGAAUUUGUAAAAAAAAAAAAAUAAUUUGUCAAUGACUUGCAUAAUCAUUAAGCAGCACAACAUGCACUUUGACUUAAUGGCAUCAAGAAACAUUUACAGAUGCUAAAAUAGGUGCAAAUGUACCCUCAACACGAUAUUUUAUUUAUUUUUAUAAGGAAAGAAGUAUAUGUUUGAAAAGUAUAGAAAUAUUAACUUAACAGAUGUCAAAUUUAAGUCUCAGGACAAUCCUUUCUGUAGCAUUGUCUUUGCUCCCGCCAUAGCACUGGUAGUAGUGACCAUACAUGUGUCGCCCAUCUAGUGCUAGCACCGUAGGUCUGGAAAUAGUGGUGUUUUUGUAAACAUUGCAGCUUUGCACCUAUCAUGUCCACUCAUUUGAUCUUAUGAAAUUAAAUACUUUAACUUUCCCCACACUGUAAAGAAAGAAAUAAAUUCUCUGUUUUCACCCAAACAAAAGUUUUUCAACUGGCUUUUUCAAAAUAAAAUAAGCAAGAAAGAUAUACUUUCUACACACCAGCAUCUGCUCUUUCUUAUGGUUGUAGAAUUAUUCGAAUAACUUAAAUAGACGAGAAGUCGCAGGCAUUUGAAACACCAUGGUAUAAAUCUGCCCUUGUGAAAACGCAAAUAAAAUUUGUAAAAACUGAUACUUUACACACACAAUACACUUUUAAACACAAGUUGCAGACACAAUGGUAACAUAUUUAGCCAGAUAAAGACUUUAUUCACAUAUAAUUUUAAAUGUUGUCCCUGUAUCACAACUAGAAGUGGGAUUUUUUUUUAAACCUAUAACUUUAUAAGGGAUUUUGGACUGCCUAAUAUUACUAAUAAAAGUACUAUGUAACAAAUAUAUGAAAAGUUUAUUCUUUUGAACAAUACAGAUGAUGGGAAUUAACUACAGAAUGCUAUGUUUUUUUUCUGUUAGGCAAGCAGAGAGCAAUUAGCUAUUGCUGAAUUCGCCCAGUCUCUCCUGGUUAUUCCCAAGCAGUUGGCUGUUAAUGCCGCCCAAGAUUCUACUGAUCUGGUAGCCAAACUUAGAGCCUUCCACAACACAUCACAGACACGUGCUGAGCACAAUGAUCUGAGAUGGUAAGUUUGAAAAAAUGAAAUUUACACUUUUAAACUGAGCCAGAAAACAGUCUAAUAAGCAUUGUAGUCUUCCUACGCUUAUUGAUGGUUUAAAUUUUAAAAAUAAAAUGAUUUUUAACAAAUCUAAAUGCGAAAUUUUCACCAUAAAUAUUUGUUUAUUGCAAUCAAUUUUUCAUUAUUACUUCUUACAUUUUGAAGUAAAAUGAUACUAGCAAAUUUUAAAAUCUAUUGCAUAUCUAUACAGGGUGGGACUUGACUUGUAUGAAGGUGUUGUACGUGACAAUAAAAAAGCUGGUGUCCUAGAGCCUGCCAUUUCAAAGAUAAAAUCUUUAAAGUUUGCAACAGAGGCUGCCAUCACCAUACUGCGCAUAGAUGACAUGAUCAAACUAGUGGCUGAGAAGCAAGGUGGCCAAUCUUACCAAGAUGCCUACAGAUCAGGAGCCAUGGAUGAUUGAUUUGUGAUGCUUAAGAAUUGUUUUGAUUGGAAUUAAGAGUUUUCUUUGUAUUAAACAAUCACAUUCUGUACAUCUGUUGCAUAGAAGAGAAAAUGGAAAUGCUCAUUUUUUUAAAGAGAGGCUUAUUUUGAGUAUGCGUUAAUUUAUUUGUUGAUCUAAUUUCAGUUGGCCACUUGAACUUGCUGUAACAUGAAGAAGGGGAUCAUUUUUAGCAUGGUCAUAACCGAGCAAAAAAGUCAAAGUUGAUCCUACAAAUAAAUGUUAAAUGAAAACUUCCCUUAUUAUACAAAAAUAAACCUGAGGCUGUUUAGUCUCAACUCUAAGAUGGCCACUAAUUUGUGAAAACUUUUUUUUAAUAAACUUAAGUCUGUAUUAGAAUUUGUGUGAAGCUUCCAUAUGCUUAAAUUAUUGAAAUUGUUUGCAUGUUGUUAUAUUAAGCAAUUAUUUUGUAUGUGACUGAGAGAGUUUUAGUAUUCAUUUGAAAUGUCAUCCUUGAUAUUUAUCAUUUUUCUACAUUCACACAUCUUUCAGGUCCUGUUUGCUAUGACUGACAAUUUUUAAAAAAUAAAUCGUUUCAAAGUAUUUUUUCCAAAUUAUUAGCGUGUAUUUUUAAAUGUAU